Molecule: messenger RNA, 4908 nt
Organism: Astyanax mexicanus (Mexican tetra)
Lineage: Eukaryota; Metazoa; Chordata; Actinopteri; Characiformes; Acestrorhamphidae
Product: paired box protein Pax-6-like
Exons: 8
Coding region: 272-1105 (277 amino acids)
Biological process (GO): regulation of transcription by RNA polymerase II; anatomical structure development
Molecular function (GO): RNA polymerase II cis-regulatory region sequence-specific DNA binding; DNA-binding transcription factor activity, RNA polymerase II-specific
Source: RefSeq, a predicted model, not a curated record
UUUUUCUCUCUCUCUCUAUCUCUCUCGCUCCGAGGACAGAAGAGCCUGCAGACGCAUUUCUCUCUCCAGCCCUCCCUCCCUCUCUUCAUCCCUCUCUCUCUUUCUCUCUCUCUCUUUCUCUCCCAUUCUCUCUACUGCUGUCUCUUCCACGUAGAGUCCAUUGUCAACAAAGGGAACACACAGCAGGGCUGUGGAGAGGAGGGAUGACUCCAGUGUCACGUUGGCUGAGGUGUCGCUCGUAAUUCCGUCUUUUGGUAGCACAGGUGAGCGUAUGAUGUAUGAGAAGUUAACUAUGCUGAAUCUGCAGAGCAGCUCAAACUGGAAUGGGCCCAGUGACUGGUACCAUCAGCAGAAUCCAGUUCCAGCCCAGCAUAGCACAGUGUCGGAGGGCUGUCUGGUGGAGCCUGAUGUUGGGUUGGGUGUAGCAGGAGGAGGAGGAGGAGGAAGAGGGCAGGUGGAGAGGGAUGAAGGUGAGGAGUUGCAGCUGCGGCUGCAGCUGAAGAGGAAACUGCAGAGGAACCGAACCAGUUUUACCCAGGAGCAGAUCGAGGCCCUGGAGAGAGAGUUUGAAAGGACGCAUUACCCCGAUGUCUUCGCCAGAGAGAGACUAGCAAACAAAAUAGACCUUCCAGAAGCACGGAUACAAGUGUGGUUCUCCAACCGACGAGCCAAGUGGAGGCGAGAGGAGAAGCUGCGGAACCAGAGGAAGUCAGGGGGCGGGACUUCCUGCGGCCAAGCGCACACCCCACUGAGCACCUCCUUCAACUCGGCCAUCUACCAUCAGUCACACGGCGGCGGCGCAGGGUCCAUGCUAGGUCAAAGUGAGACCACUCUCCCCACCUACAGCUCUCUCUCAGUCUACUCUGGAGUUCAGUCAGCCCCUCCUCAGUCCACCCCCUCUUAUGCAUGCAUGCUGCCCCCGUCCCCCUCCGCUCCUCGGCCUUUUGAGGCCUCGUCGUACCCCUCGGCCCACCUCCCUCCUCCCACUACAGCAAACACCAGCACAGGUUUGAUCUCUCCAGGGGUCUCGGUACCUGUCCAGGUUCCGGGGAAUGAGCAGAGCAUGGGGCAGAACCUGGGGCAGUACUGGGCUCGACUGCAGUGAAGAUAAAGCAAGUGAUGGAGGACAGGAAGGAAGUGAGAGAAGCUGUGGACAAAAGCUCAGCGUGUGCUAUUUAGACACACAAUAAACAAAGCGAAGAACAAACAGGGUUUUAGACUCGUACAGACUGCAGCAGUGCUGUAAAACCUCCUGAAUUAGGUGUUGAGAGCGGUCAGGGCUGGGCAACAUGACAACAGGCCAGAAUUUCUUCAAAUCCAAUGUAAUUAAGUCUUAUUCAUGAUGCCACAGUGCAGGAACUGGCAGAGGUGUCAGGUAUUGACCUUUCUACUCCUUAUAUUUAAAAAAAUAGCCUCGUUACUAUUACCUAUUUAAUUUCAGCUUGUUUUCAUUACAGUGUUGUGCCAAUUUCAGCACCCCCACCAGGAAAAGCAACCCCUCUCAAGCACCCUCUCUCUAAGUAAAGUUAAAGCAGAUUAUCUUAGCUUUUAUCAAGAAGACGAUGCAAAGAUGCUCCUGAGAUGGGGUGCUUUUCAUGGCGGGGGGUGCAGAUUUCAGUCUUCUUAAUAGGAAAUAAACAAGAAAAUUUGCUUCAUGGCGGGGUAAGUAAAGCUAAAGCGGAUUAUCGUUUUAGCUUUUAUCGAGAAGACAUACAUGCGUGCGUACAUGCUCCCAAGAUUGGGUGCUUUUUAUGGCUGGGGUGCCGAUUUUAGCAUUACUAUGGUAUGGAAUUCAGCACCCCUGCCAGGAAAAGCACCCCCUCUCGAGAGCAUACUUUUAAGUAAAGCUAAAGCAGAAUAUCUUAGCUUUUAUCAAGAAGACGGUGCGCACAUGCUGCCGAGAUGGGGUGCUUUUCAUGGUGGGGUUGCAGAUUUUAGCACUACUCUGGUGCCAAAUUCAGCACCCCCGCCAGGUAAAGCACCCCCUCUCAAGAGUGUAUUUCUAAGUAAAGCUAAAGCAAAUUGUCUUUUUAGCUUUUAUCAAGAAGACGAAGACUUUUAUCAAGUGCGUACAUGCUCCCAAGAUGGGGUGCUUUUCUUUGUGAGGGUGCAGAUUUCGCCACUACUAUGGAGAGGCUGAAUGUGACAUGACAGCGUAGCUUAGAACAGCAUCUUGGGUAUUUUCAUUUUAAAAAAAAGAAAAAAAAAAGACCAAAAGUUAAGCCAAGAAGAAGUGGGUGCAUGCUUCAGAGAGGGGGUGCUUUUCCUGGCGGGGGUGCUGAAUUCGUCACAACACCGGCUUCUCAUCGUUAAAGCAGCACUAGGUAGGAUUUUCUUGAUUUUUGAUCUUUUUAAAGAAGUAAAAUCACAGCUUGAAACUCACUGCAGCGCUGCAUUGAGGUGUAAUAGGAGGAAUAGCGGUGCUCUCGUGUCUGUGCCGGAGCUCCUCUGAAGUUUUCCGAGGCGGCCGCGACCAACGCUCGCGAGAACUGUGACCUGCUUUCCGACCUUUAGUUCUAAUGAAACAUUUAUUACACUCUGCAACUGUAGGGGAGCCCAUGAGCACAAAAUCUCAAUCCUACCUAGUGGAGCUUUAAAAAGAAAAUCCUAUAUAGAUAAAUCUCUCCAUUGGAUGAGAAGUAUAAACAUAUACCAAAGCAACAUCGUUUUAAAAUGAAAUUGCUCCAUUUUUUUAAAGUGUCUAUUACUUGGUAAGAAUCCAUAUUCCAACAAUAGCCAUUCCAGCACCCUAUAAUCCAUAUUAUGCAAAGAACUACUUAACUAAGUAAAGACAAAAUUACUUAAAUUACUAAAGAAAUGAAGAUCAGAACAUCCAAAAAAUUUCAAGAACUAAAACUGUCCUCAAGUGCAGCCAACAAAAACGUUAUGAUGAAACUGGCUCUCAUCAGGACCAUCCCAGAAAAAGAAGAGCAAGUAAGUUCUAAUGCAUAGGAUAAAUUCAACCAAAAUAGCAUAGCACAUAGAAUCAAAGCACCAGUGUACUGUAUUGAAUUGGUUGAUCAAUCAUGUGAAUUCUUGAACCCCUAGAGUGACUUGAUUUUGACCCAUUAAUGAUAUAUUUUUGACAUAUUGCCCGCCCUUAACUGCAGUCCACUAUAAAGCAGGAUACAUGAACGGAAGAUGCACACUUUCAGCCACAUCCACAACUAAGUGCAUCAUUCGUAGGCCUAUUUAAAAUCACACUUAAUGUUCCUUAAUGGAAGUCUGAGCUUUUGUCCACCGUCAGAAAGUCUGGGGGAGUUAAAUGGAGAACUUUAUAAAAAGUUGAAAAGUCCCGUAAAAAAUUGUUUACAAAAGUACGGGUGAGAAUAUCUAUUGACUGAAGGCCUCAGGUUCAUAAAAAUUACAUAAAUAUUUAUAAUGUGCAUCUCCCAAAAUUUUAUUUCAGUAAUUCAGUUCAAAAUGUAAACAAUUAUCUAUUAUAUAGAUGUAUUACACACAGAGUGAUCUAUUUUAAGUGUUUAGUUCUUUUAUUGUUAAUUUGAUGAUUAUGGCUUACAGCCAAUGAAAACCCAAAAAUGAGUGUCUCAAAAAAAAUUAAUAAUAUAUAAAACCAAUUGGUACUUUUGGCAGUGUGGGCAGUGUGCCAAGUCCUGCUGGAAAAUGAAGUCUGCAUCUCCAUAAAAGUUGUCAGCAGAGGGAAGCAUGAAGUGCUUUUAAGAUUUUUCAGGAAAAAAAACUGCACUGACUUUAGACUUGAUAAUAAAACACAGUGGAUCAACACCAGCAGAUGACAUGUCUCUCCAAAUCAUCACUGAUUGUGGAUUUCAUUUUCCAGCAGGACUUGGCACACUGCUUACCCUGCCAAAUGCACCAGUUGAGUUUUCUGAGAUACUAUUUUUGGGGUUUUUAUUGGCUGUAAGCCAUAAUCAUCAACAAUAAAAGAAAUAAACGCUUCAAAUAGAUCACUCUGUGUGUAACACAUCUAUCUCUCUAUCUAUCUAUCUCAUCUAUCCAUAUGUUGCUCUGAGGGGGAUGAUGUGGUAUUUUAGGAGACUGUCAUGUCCUGACUGCAUGGUGACUACAAGAUCCAAGUUUGCUUUUGGGUGUUCUUAAUUGACUAAAGGGGUAGCUUAGGUGGUUAUCAGGGUGUUGCUAGGUGAUUGUGAGGGUGUUGAAGGCUGCAGUGGUAUCCCAGGAGUUUGUUUGGGUUUCUGAUUGGUUGCAAAUAGUUUCAAGGGUGUUGCCCAGUGGUUGCUAGUGUGCUGGUACGGUAUCACAGGUGGUUGCUAUGGUGCUUACAGGUAAUUUCUGUUUUCAGAUGAUUUCUAAGGGAUAUAUAAAUUUUUUAGAAUCAUAGUUCCAAAAACACAUUAAGCAAAAUGUUUUUUUUUUGUUUGUUUUUUUAUAGCAAAUUGGGGCCCAAUUUCAGCUACAUCUCUGUAACAUAGCAGGUCAUACAGUGGGACCAGAAACUGAAGUCAAAUACUUGCACUUAAGUGAAGGACAAUCAGUCACAAUCACUGACUAUGGAAGAGCCAAUGACAAUCAUCUUAAUUACUGACUGGAAUUAAUCGAUGCAGUGUUGAUAGGCCUAUUUCUUAAACAAGGACUCCCCAGCAUGGUUUUAUGAAGCGCCUGACAAUCUAAUUUAUUAACGCACAUGUUUCUCUUUCUGUGACCUUUUUUUAACUGGCUUCCGUUUUUUGUUUUUUGUUUUUUGCUGAAACAUCUGUCAGUUUCAGAACUAAGAUCUGUGUGUUCCUCCUACUAUGGGGUCUUCAGUGUGAAAGUGUGUGUGUGUGUGUGUGUGUGUGUGUUUGAAGCUUUGAAAGGCAUGAAUGUAAGUGUUUUGUGUUUGGAACAGAAAUGUGUCUUCAUUCCUGCUGUCAACCCAUAUUUUGUGUAUGCAUUAAACCCUUUAAUAAAAAUCUACCUGUGAACUCA